AUGGCUUGUGGAUUGCAGAUAAAAGAUGAAGACAGUGGCUAUAACAAAAACCUGUUCUGCAUUCCUAAGCAUUAUGAAGAAGAUAUAGAAAGAGUCUUCAUUCCUCACGGACUAAUCCUGGACAGGACAGAACGUUUGGCUAGAGAUAUCAUGCAAGAUAUGGGAAGCCACCACAUUGUUGCACUCUGUGUCCUUAAAGGAGGCUAUAAGUUCUUUGCUGACUUGCUGGAUCACAUAAAAGCACUAAAUCAAAAUGGUGAUAAGUCUGUGCCUAUUACUGUGGAUUUUGUUAGAAUAAAAAGUUACUGUAACGAUUCACCCACAGAGAAAAUCAGUAUUGUUGGAGAAGAACUGUCUGCAUUAAAUGGGAAGAACGUGCUAGUAGUAGAGGAUAUUAUUGAGACUGGUAGAACAAUGAAGGCUCUGCUUUCAAAACUGAAGGACAAUGAACCAAAGAUGAUAAAAGUAGUAAGCUUGCUCAUUAAAAUGACAAACCGAAGUCCAGGUUACAGACCAGACUAUAUAGGUUUUGAAAUUCCAGAUAAGUUUGUGGUUGGAUAUGCCCUUGACUAUAAUGAGUACUUCAGAGAUCUGAAUCACAUUUGCAUUCUCAAAGAGAAAGCCAAAGAGAAAUACAAAAUCUGACAUCAUCAGUCUUCUGGACUAACAGCUCACUGGCCUGUACUGUGUGUGUGAAGAAGUGA
Lagopus leucura (white-tailed ptarmigan) is the source of this 704-nucleotide messenger RNA. RefSeq names its product hypoxanthine-guanine phosphoribosyltransferase-like. The record is from RefSeq and is a predicted model, not a curated record. Gene Ontology annotation, molecular function: hypoxanthine phosphoribosyltransferase activity; magnesium ion binding. The coding region runs from base 1 to 645 and encodes 214 amino acids. Lineage: Eukaryota; Metazoa; Chordata; Aves; Galliformes; Phasianidae. Gene Ontology annotation, biological process: hypoxanthine metabolic process; GMP salvage; guanine salvage. The transcript is spliced from 9 exons.